Drosophila albomicans is the source of this 1026-nucleotide messenger RNA. It is a transcript of the gene purple, whose product is annotated as 6-pyruvoyl tetrahydrobiopterin synthase. Gene Ontology annotation, cellular component: mitochondrion. Gene Ontology annotation, biological process: tetrahydrobiopterin biosynthetic process. Gene Ontology annotation, molecular function: 6-pyruvoyltetrahydropterin synthase activity. NCBI's taxonomy places the organism in Eukaryota, Metazoa, Arthropoda, Insecta, Diptera, Drosophilidae. The record is from RefSeq and is a predicted model, not a curated record.
GUUGUUUUUUAUAUUGCAGUUCUGUUUGCAGGCAACGUAGACAAAAUAAACUACACAUUUAUGAGAUUACAGAACAACAACUGAACAAUAUAUCGUAUAAAAUUUGCCAACGAUCGAACAAGACUCUACUGCCCGCUAUUAACCAGCCAUACACACAUAUAAAUAAGAGCGUUCUAAGAGCAGGUUUUGCAUUUGAAGCAAAACAGUGCUCGCGCACGUGCAAUAGCAAUUGUGUCGAAUUCGUCUGCAGUCGCAAGCUAAACUCAUUGCUCUCAGCAUGUCUCAACAACCUGUCGCAUUUCUGACGCGCCGCGAAACGUUCAGUGCUUGCCAUCGCCUGCACAGUCCCCAAUUGAGCGAUGCAGAAAACUUGGAAGUCUUUGGCAAAUGCAACAAUUUUAACGGACAUGGACACAAUUAUACAGUUGAGCUAACUGUUCGGCCAAUCGAUCAACGGACUGGGAUGGUGCUAAAUAUAACAGAGCUAAAGGAUGCCAUCGAAACGGUUAUCAUGAAGCGUCUCGAUCACAAGAACCUGGAUAAGGAUGUCGAAUACUUUGCCAAAAUACCAAGCACUACGGAGAAUCUGGCCGUGUAUAUUUGGGAUAAUAUACGCACACACCUGAAGAAACCAGAGCUGCUGUACGAGGUGAAAAUAUUCGAGACACCAAAGAAUAUUAUAACUUACCGUGGACCUUAUCAAAUGAAUGGCCUUUACAAUCCAAUUAACAAACGCAUUGCACGCGACUCUUGUACCAAUAUAUCAUCGGAUUCAGAUUAAAUGGGAGAUUACAAUCGAAUUUUGGACCAAUGCUCAGCGAAGCACAAUUAAUUAUGCGCUACAACUAAAAUACUUACACACAGAACACAAACAUUAUACAUGAUGCACAUAGAGAACACAUUUAGUUACUAUCUAACGAGUUAUACGAUUUACAAAGUAUAUGCCUAGACUUUUAUACAAUCAAUUGAAUUUAUGAGAAUUAUACGAAAUAAAUAUAAAUCUAUAACAAUCAAUAAUAAAAACAA